AUGGAUACACAUAAAAGGCUAGCAGUAGGCACACUGGUAUGGUUGGUAUUGGCAUCAACAGCAACAACAACGGCCAUAGCUCAAGUGUUAGCCAAACCGGGGUGCCCUGCUUAUUGUGGGAAUCUAAGCAUCCCAUACCCGUUUGGUACAAGGGAAGGCUGUUUUUUAAACGAAAACUUCCGCAUCACCUGCAAUGAUUCUGCCAACUCCUCCACAGCAUUUCUAGGUUAUACUAAUUUUGUUGUUACCAAUAUCAGCAUGGAAGGUCGGUUGCAGAUAUUGGCCACAGUUGCCCGAGAUUGUUACAAAGCUUCAGGGGAGCUUGUGAUCCCACGGGUACAAUCCCGGUUUCCGUUGUCAAUUUUCAACGUCUCUAAUACCCGAAACAAGUUUACAGCUGUUGGCUGCGACACUUAUGCGUACCUUCAUGGUUUCGUAGGCAAUAAAAGCUACAGCGCCGGGUGUAUGUCCCUAUGUGAUCGCAUUGAAGACGUGGUUGAUGGAUCUUGUGCAGGAUUCGGAUGUUGCCAGAUACAGAUUCCAGGCGGGCUGAAAAAUAUUGAUGUGAUUGCAUAUAGCUUUAAAAACCAUACAAAAGUCUCCGAUUUCAACCUUUGCAGCUAUGCUUUUGUUGUCGAAGAAAGCCAAUUUGAGUUCUCCUCGGAUCAUGUUCGAUCUAUACCAGAAGAUUACAAGUUCCCUGUGUCGCUUGAUUGGGUAGUAGGUAAUGAAACGUGCGAGGAAGCUGAGAAUACCUUGAAUUUCACAUGUAAUCGGAGUGAGUGUUACGAAGCUGGCAUAGGUCUGGGCUAUCUUUGCAAGUGUUUAGACGGUUAUGAAGGGAAUCCAUACCUCCCAGAAGGCUGCCAAGAUAUUGAUGAGUGCAAGAUUUUGCAUCCCUGCCACCAAAGUGCAGAAUGCUAUAAUUCACCAGGAAGUUUCAAAUGUAUUUGUAGCGGUGGUUUUGAAGGCGAUGGCAAAAGAAAUGGAACUGGUUGCAGUUUCGUACAUAAAACUAAAGAGAUUCCCUUUGUUAACAUUGCUCUAGGUGUCAGCAUAAGCAUUUUAGUGCUAGUAUUGAGCCUUUCAUGGAUAUAUUGGGGACUUUGGCAAAGAAAGCUCAUCAGACAGAGAGGAAAGUUCUUCCAACGGAACGGUGGAAUUAUUUUACAACAAGAACUUUCAAAGCAUAAAGGGCCUGUAGCAGCCAAAAUAUUCACAGCCGAAGAGCUCAAGAAGGCAACAAACAACUACCAUGAAAGUAGAAUUCUAGGCCAAGGAGGUCAUGGAACAGUGUAUAAAGGAUUAUUGCAAGACAACAGAGUUGUUGCCAUAAAAAAAUCCAUGAUAGCCGAUCACAGUCAAGUUGACCAAUUCAUUAAUGAGCUGGUUGUGCUUUCUCAAGUCAACCAUAGAAAUGUGGUAAAGCUCUUGGGAUGCUGUUUAGAGACUGAAGUUCCCCUGUUAGUUUAUGAAUUCAUUUCCAACGGUACCCUGUAUCAUCACUUGCACAAUUCAGGCCUUGCAUCCUUCGUUCCUUGGGAAACUCGUCUAAGAAUAGCAGCAGAAACAGCUGGAGCACUAUCAUAUCUACACUCUGCUGCUUAUCCUCCCAUUAUUCAUAGAGAUGUGAAGUCUACUAACAUUCUCUUAAAUGAGCAUUACGCGGCAAAAGUAUCAGAUUUUGGAGCUUCGAGACUAGUUCCUUUGGAUCAAACCCAAUUAACCACAUUGGUGCAAGGAACUCUUGGAUACUUAGACCCAGAAUACUUUCAAUCUAGCCAGUUGACUGAAAAGAGUGAUGUAUACAGCUUUGGGGUUGUCCUUGUAGAGUUACUGACUGGAAGAAAGGCGCUUUGUUUCCAAAUGCCUGAAGAAGAGCGGAAUCUAGCCAUGCAUUUUGUUUCUGCAUUGAAGAAGGAUCGAUUAUUUAAAAUAAUUGAUCAUCAUGUGCUUCUUGAGGAAAAUACUGAACAACUAAAGGAAGUCGCCAUGUUGGCAAAGAGGUGCUUAAGAGUAAGAGGUGAAGAGAGGCCCUCAAUGAAGGAAGUUGCAAUCGAAUUGGAGGGUCUAAGAGCAACGGCGAAGCAUCCAUGGGUAAAACAUGAUGUGAAUUUAAAGGAAACAGAUUAUUUGCUUGGUGAACUCUCAGGUGCUAAUGCUCAAGGUACUGGUACCAAUUUGUCUGGCCAUGACAGCAUUAGGCAGCAAAUAAUAUUACAUGGUCGGUAA
This is a messenger RNA of Theobroma cacao (cacao), 2232 nucleotides long. The record is from RefSeq and is a predicted model, not a curated record. NCBI's taxonomy places the organism in Eukaryota, Viridiplantae, Streptophyta, Magnoliopsida, Malvales, Malvaceae.